AUGAGUGCUGUGAAUAGCGGGGAACCUAAGCCGGAGAAUCCCGGUGCGAGUUCGUCAUCUGGAAGCGAAUUGCUUCAGCGAGAGGAAGUGAAGAAGGUUCUCUCGUCAGAUAUCGCAAUUAACGCCUUAUUGUCAAGGCUGAAGAGUUCACUUCUAACGUGCGAAGAGUUCACCAAGUUUGUGAGGAAGAAGUACCUGUACGAGGAAGAACAUGCACAGGAGAUGACCAAGACUACCAAACACUUUUUCCAGCAGUCGGGCCACUCGGGACUUUCGCGUUCCAUCCAUCAACUGUUGGAAUUCGACAACAAGCUUUCGCAGGUCAAGGUGUCUUACGUGCGGGCAUUGCAAAAGAUAUACGAUGAGUUAACAGCCUUGCUGUUGACCGUUACUAAGACCAGAAAAUCAGUGAAAGAGAGAAGUAGAAGGCUAGAGAAAGAUGUCUCCGAUGCCAUUCACUCCGCAGAAAAGGCCAAAUCCAGGUACAUCUCUCUAUGCCAGGAUUGGGAAAAGUUGAGACUUGCCGACCCAACCAAGACUAAGUUAACUUUAAGAGGAUCCAAGACAACAAAGGAACAAGAAGAGGAUCUACAAAGAAAAAUUGACAACGCCGAUAUUGAGUACAAGCAAAAAGUGGAUCACUCAAAUUCUUUGAGAAACACGUUCCUUAGUAGAGAACGUCCUCAAAUUGUGUCUGAACUAACCGAUCUGAUCUUAGAAAUGGACACAGCUAUGUCUAUCCAGUUGCAAAAAUACACUAUAUGGACCGAAAAUAUGAUCUUAAAUAGCGGUGUUUCGAUUAACCCAGUCGAUGGUAACUCAAAGUCUAUGAGGAAUGCAGCAACUUCUAUGAACAACGAACUUGACCUUUACAAUUCUUUAAACAAAUAUAACACCUCAAAGUCUGCGUCAAUGGUAAAUAAAAAUCUCAUCCCAGUUGAAUACAAGAAACAUCCAUCAAUGGCAAAAUCGUACACUUCGUCUGCUAUGGGCGGCAGCAGCACAUUCGGCAAGAUAUCCGGACCUUCCAAUUUUGUUGUUAACACAUCAAAGAACUCUUUACCAAAAAGAGUGAUGUCUACUCAAAACGAGUCUCCAUUUGUCGCGUCUUCUGCUUCUACCGGGCUAGGAGGCACUGUAUCACCACAAAACCACAAUGUUCAGCCUUCAUCAGCAUCAAGCGGACAUUCGCAAAUGUCAAGCAAUGGAAAUUCUAUAACACCAUCAUCUUCAAGGCCACUUAAAUCCAUGGUUGACAUUGCUAUCCCAUCCAGUGCUCCUGCUACUGGAUACGGUUCAAAUACCAAUGGCUCAUCAGGUCCAGCUCCUAAUUCUGCUCCCAGCCAAGUGAAUAACAGUAACGGUUCCGGGAAUGGCAUAAGUAAUGGAAUUGGAAAUGACAGUAAUCAAGACUUUCCAACUCUCGACCCAGGUGCGAAUGCUCGCCAAACUAGCAUCGCUCAUUCCAUUGCAACCACUACUGACACAAUGAAUAGGCCUACUUCGACUGUACAAACCAUCGGAUCUUUACCUCCUGGCACUACAAAGGACUUUAAAACUUUUGGUAUGCCAUUGGAAAAUUUGCUGGACUACGAUCAAGAUCUGGUUCCAGCUAUUGUUCGUCAAUGUAUUUACGUUGUUGACAAGUACGGGUUGGAUUUAGAAGGUAUUUAUCGUAAAUCUGCUAACGUUCUGGACGUAUCCAGACUAAAAAGUGAGAUAGAUAAGGAUCCUUCCAAUAUAUUCAUGAUUCUUCCCUCCAAAAAUUACACCGACUCUGAUAUAUACUUAGUUGGUUCAUUGUUAAAGACCUUCUUUGCCAAUCUACCAGACACCUUGAUGCCUAGGGAAAUGACUGAUGAAAUCAAGACAUGUUUAUCCAUAGAUGAUCCAACUACUAGGAGGAACUAUAUGCAUGGGAUCAUCUACAAACUACCCGAUGGUCAAUAUUGGACAAUCAGAGCUUUGAUAUUCCAUUUGAAGCGUGUCUUAGAACACGAAGCUCAAAAUAGAAUGGGAUUAAAAGCUCUUUGUAUUAUUUGGGGUCCAACAAUAAUAUCACCCAAUAAUGAAGACCUGAAUGACGUUAAUUACCAGAUAAGUGCAAUGAGGCUCUUGUUCGAUGUGGCGGACCAAGCAUUUGAACCUGAGUAA
Messenger RNA from Kluyveromyces marxianus DMKU3-1042, 2154 nucleotides. It is a transcript of the gene RGD1, whose product is annotated as GTPase-activating protein RGD1. Gene Ontology annotation, biological process: signal transduction; regulation of GTPase activity. The coding region runs from base 1 to 2154 and encodes 717 amino acids. The record is from RefSeq and is a predicted model, not a curated record. The transcript has a single exon. Lineage: Eukaryota; Fungi; Ascomycota; Saccharomycetes; Saccharomycetales; Saccharomycetaceae. Gene Ontology annotation, cellular component: cytoplasm.